Molecule: messenger RNA, 385 nt
Organism: Euleptes europaea (tarantolino)
Lineage: Eukaryota; Metazoa; Chordata; Lepidosauria; Squamata; Sphaerodactylidae
Product: somatostatin-2-like
Exons: 2
Coding region: 1-327 (108 amino acids)
Biological process (GO): regulation of cell migration
Cellular component (GO): extracellular region
Molecular function (GO): hormone activity
Source: RefSeq, a predicted model, not a curated record
AUGCAGCUGGUAGCCAGCCUCGUCGCUGUGAUGCUGUUGGCCUGGAGCGUGAGAGCAUCAGCGCUGCCCGGAGAGGACAAGUUUUCGCUUCAGAGCAGUAGGGAGCAGUUCAAAGUCCGGAAAGGCCUGAUUCUGAAAAUGCUGGCAGAGCUGCUGGAUGAUGUGGACACGCACCACGAGGCCACGGCUUCCUUUGAUUCGGACGAUCCACCCGCAAGCGAGCUGGAGGAAGAACACUCCAUACUGGAGCAGCUGUCCCAGACCACCCAGCGAGACCGCAAAGCCCCCUGCAAAAAUUUCUUCUGGAAAACCUUCACCGCUUGCUAGCGCCCCCUUCAGCCCUUCCCUUUGCCAGCCCUUUUUUUGCCUCUGGACCUGGGACCCU